Myotis lucifugus (little brown bat) is the source of this 3225-nucleotide messenger RNA. It is a transcript of the gene MYCL, whose product is annotated as MYCL proto-oncogene, bHLH transcription factor. Gene Ontology annotation, biological process: regulation of transcription by RNA polymerase II. Lineage: Eukaryota; Metazoa; Chordata; Mammalia; Chiroptera; Vespertilionidae. The record is from RefSeq and is a predicted model, not a curated record. The coding region runs from base 119 to 1330 and encodes 403 amino acids. Gene Ontology annotation, molecular function: DNA-binding transcription factor activity, RNA polymerase II-specific; RNA polymerase II cis-regulatory region sequence-specific DNA binding; protein dimerization activity. The transcript has 3 exons.
UAUAAGGCAGCCGGGAAACAAUGCGCCUGCAUCUCGCGCUCCCGCGCCUAUCCCGGUAGCGUCUGGGGGCUUCGUGCACGAGCGAGGGAGAGCGGGCGCGCGUGGGGCGCGCUCUUGGAUGCGGGUCGCGCGCUCGGUGGCGCGCAUGUGCUUGUGUGCGGGCUGCCGGGCUGCCCCGAGCCGGCCCCGAGCGGGUCCGCUCCCGGUGGCGGGCGGCCGGAGCGAGGGAGCGGACAUGGACUUCGACUCGUACCAGCACUAUUUCUACGACUAUGACUGCGGGGAGGAUUUCUACCGCUCCACGGCGCCCAGCGAGGACAUCUGGAAGAAAUUCGAGCUGGUGCCGUCGCCUCCCACGUCGCCGCCUUGGGGCUCGGGUCCCGGCGCCGGGGACCCGGCCCCUGGAAUUGGUCCCCCGGAGCCGUGGCCCGGAGGGGGCGCCGGGGAUGAGGCAGAAUCCCGGGGCCACUCGAAAGCUUGGGGCAGAAACUACGCCUCCAUCAUCCGCCGUGACUGCAUGUGGAGCGGCUUCUCAGCCCGGGAGCGGCUGGAGAGAGCGGUGAGCGACCGGCUCGCCACGGGCGCGCCCCGGGGGAACCCGCCGAAGCUGCCCGCCGCCCCGGACUGCGCUCCCAGCCUCGAAGUCGGCAACCCGGUGCCCGCUGCCCCCUGUCCACUGGGCGAGCCCAAGACCCAGGCCUGCUCGGGGUCCGAGAGCCCUAGCGACUCGGAGGGUGAAGAAAUUGAUGUUGUGACAGUGGAGAAGAGACAGUCCCUGGGUGUGCGGAAGCCAGUCACCAUCACAGUGCGAGCAGACCCUUUGGACCCCUGCAUGAAACACUUCCACAUCUCCAUCCAUCAGCAACAACACAACUAUGCCGCCCGUUUUCCUCCUGAGAGCUGUUCCCAAGAAGGGCCUCCAGAGAGAGGUCCUCCAGAAGAGGCUCUGGAGACAGAUGCUCCAGAGGAAAAGGAAGAUGAGGUACACGAAGAGGUUGGGAGCCCCCUGCCUAUAGAAAGUGAGGCUCCCCAGUCCUGCCACCCCAGACCUGUCAGCUCUGACACUGAGGAUGUGACCAAGAGGAAGAACCACAACUUCCUGGAGCGCAAAAGGCGAAAUGACCUCCGUUCAAGGUUCUUGGCCCUGAGGGACCAGGUACCCACCCUGGCCAGCUGCUCCAAGGCCCCUAAAGUGGUGAUCCUGAGCAAAGCGUUGGAAUACUUGCAGGCCCUGGUGGGGGCCGAGAAGAGGAUGGCUACCGAGAAAAGGCAGCUUCGAUGCCGGCAGCAGCAACUGCAGAAAAGAAUCGCGUAUCUCAGUGGCUACUAACUGACCAAAACGCCUGACUGCUCUUACAAAGACCCGAGUUAAUUUUUUAACUGGCCCUCUCCCCUUUAGUAAUUUGCACAUUUUGGUUACGGCCGGACAGUCUGGACAGUAGAUCCCAGGAUGCUUUGCAGCUGGUGCACACAAUAAGGGCUUGCAUUCUUGGAAACCUGGAAACCCAGCUCUCCCUCUUCCCUGACUCACGGGAGCACUGUGUCUUCUCUGGCGCCUUUGGCUUCUCAGGCGGGCAGCUGAGGGAGGAGCCUUGGGGUCUGCCUAGCUCACUAGCUCUGAAGAAAAGCCUGACAGAUGCUAUGCAACAGGUGGUGGACGUGGUCGGGGCCUCCAGCCUGCAUGAAAUCUCACACUCCGGAUGAGCUUUAGGCUGGGAAGGGAUGCUCCCACUGGUGUCUCUGGGGUGAUGCUGGGACAGCUGGGCCUGGAUGCACUCCCUGAGGCUCCUUUUUCCAGGAGACAUACGAGCUGUCUUGGGUGAAGACAAGCUCGCAGACUUGAUCAACAUGGACCGUUACCUCACUGUCAGACACUUUACAGUAGCUGAGGAGUUGGAAACCUUUAAUAUAUACAUAUAUAUUGUUAGAUGACACCCCUCCUCCCACUCCAUGCUGCGGCCUUGAGAACAUUUAAAGAGCUUGGCCUCUAGAUUCUUUGUCUCAAAGCCCUCUGGGCCCUUUCCUCUGAGGGAAAGACCAUUCUGUCCUCACAAGGGACUUUUUUGUUUCCUUCUGCCUUUGUUAGCAAUGGGCGUUAGAGCACCCCUUUCCCAGAGGUCAGAAAUAUUUCCCCAAGAUGCAGGGACAUGGGUCCUCACCGAGGGAAGGCUCGGAGUUCUGGCUGUGAACUUGUUCCCUACCCAGGUGUCUUCCAUCUUGGAAUCUUUUCUCAAGGCCGUCGUCAGGCACAUCAGGAGUGAGAACUGUACCAUUUCCUCUUUCGCAGCUUCCUCUCAUCUCAAGCCCUGACUGAUAAGUUUGAAGUUCUACGAGAACCAUGCAAACCUGUCCUCGUGCAGCUCCAAGGAGCUUGUGUCUCUGAGGCCACCCUUGGGCCACCUGCCAGCCUGCCAUGAGUCAGAUCCCUGUCUCAGAACUUGGGCCUUACUGAAGGUCUUCCUGGGAGAGCUGCUGGGACUCAUCCAGUGCUCCAGAAGGCGGCCUGGCUUCCCGGAGUCGGGGCUCUGCUCAGUGGACCAUGGUGCAUUUUGCCCCAGCUGGACUUGGCGCCUCCAAGUGGCUUCCAGGUGCAGCCUCCAGUCUAUAAAAAACACCUAACCCUAUAGUGUCUUGUGGGCAACCUCAGGAGCCCCCAAGCCUAUUCUGAAAAAAGGAUCGGCCCCCCUUCCAGGACUCUGCUGGCUGUGGGUUUGAAAGUGGGGGAGGGAAGGAUGGUUGAGAGCUGUCUGUGGCUCUGGAAAGCCACCUGCUACUUCUAAACCUGUUAUGCACGAGAGUCUGUUUCUGAGGUUGCUUCGUGGCCCUAGAGAACCCCAGUGGAAGUUUGGAGAAAGUCUCUCUAGCUUUUGGAGCAUGGUUUUCUGCAGCCAAGUGACUUCUGGAACUGUCUUUGGAGAAUGGGUGGGAAAUAGGUUACGGAUGUCUCACCUGAAUAGCUUGUGUUUUAUGAGCUGCUGCUGGGUAUUGUACCGGAAGCAGGUUUUUGGUGUGUGUUUUUUUUAAUACUGUAUUUUUGUAUGCCUUUUGCAAAGUGGUGUUGUUUUUGUACAAGAAAAAAGCUCUUGGGCAAUUAUCCUGUUGUGAGAGUCUUGACUUAUUUUGAAAGGCAAGUUUAUCUGAAAUUAUGUAUUCAGUUGUAAUUAUUGAUCGCCUGAUUUAAAAAUGUUGCCUUCUGGGACCGCUAAUAAAACUUUCUCAAACAUG